Molecule: messenger RNA, 3827 nt
Organism: Pecten maximus
Lineage: Eukaryota; Metazoa; Mollusca; Bivalvia; Pectinida; Pectinidae
Exons: 9
Coding region: 105-3029 (974 amino acids)
Source: RefSeq, a predicted model, not a curated record
AAGGUUUUCGAGUCUGAUGGUCAGCCCAAAAUUGUGUUUAAAGCCACAAGAUACAUACAAAAAGAUGAGGAAAUUUGCUACAACUAUGGACCAGGCCCAUAUCCAUGGCGAACAAAGAUGAAACUUUCAACUUCAAGGAACCUUCUCCAAUAUUUGCUGUAACAUCAGGGUUUGAUGUUCCUGAACCGAUGAAGAGUUGCCUGAAGAAGUUUAAGCUGGAGUUCCAGAAAAGCAUAAACAAAGAUACAACCCAUGUUGUAAUGCAUACAGUUCCAAGUGCAAGUCAAGUCUGCGACCGCAGUUUAAAAUUUUUGAUUGGAAUCUCAAAAGGGCUUUGGGUGGUUAACGAUGGGUGGUUGACUGACAGCGUGAAGGCCAACAGGAUCAUGCUAGAGGAUGACUAUGAAAUCAAAGGAGACAGUAUCAUUUCUGCUGAACAUGAGGGUCCCAGAAAGGCUAGGACUAGGUCGUCACCUUUGUUUCAAGAUUAUUCUUUUAUACUCCUGAAUUGCGAUGGAGAUGGGAAGCUUAGUCCAGGUGAUAUUACACAGAUUGUUGAAAACCUGGGUGGGAAAACCUCGGAGAAAGUGGACGACAGCGAAGGAAAGUGUAUUGCAUUAGUUUAUGAUGAUGGGGAUGGAAGCAGUACUAAGGAUGAAAGAAUUCUGCCCUUUCAAGGGAGCACAGAUAUUUCCGGUACUCAAUGCGUGACAGUUAGUGUCUUCUGGCUACUGGAUUGUGUGACUACUUUCAGCAUUUUGGAGGUUGAAGAUUACCUCUAUACAUUUGAACAACCAAAUGUGGAACAUGGAAGGGAUGCUGACAGUACUGAAGACGAAGAUGAUGACUACGUUCCAGAAAGUGAUUAUAGUAGUAGCGAAGACGACAUGACAAAUACAAGAAAGUUACAUACAUGUAUUGAGAACUUGGAGAGAAAAGUAACAGCAAAUGGGGAACGAACUGGUCCAGUGAAGGAAAAUGAUAAUACUGACCUUCUGGAGAAGACACCAGAUCUAGAAACAGCGUCAAGCGAGGAUACAUCAAGUAUAUCGACAGUCUAUCCAUCAACCACCACUCCCCAAGUUAUCAUUCAAGAACGCUUCAGUAAAUGCCAAGUUAAACAGCAGAAGUACUUUUCAUGUUUAUAUUGUGAAACAUUAGUGACCAAGUUACCUCGUCAUCUGGAAAGAAGGCAUCCAUUUGAGGACAAGGUAAAGGAAGCUUUGCAACUACCAAAGGGUUCUAAUGAACGGAGACUUGCGUGGCUGGCAAUUCAACAGGAAGGCAAUUAUAAUCACAAUUAUAAUGUUCUGUCAAAAGGAAGUGGUCUGCUCAUUCCGAAGUAUCGUGCCAGAGAACACCAACAUAAAUCAGUUGAGGACUAUGUACCUUGUGACAUCUGUUUCGGACUAUAUGUAAAAAAAGAUCUUUGGAAACAUCACAUGAAAUGUAGAAUAUCCAGAAUGGAUACAGGCACUAGUACUUCAACUUCAAAGAAACAGAAACCUGUUGCAAAUGGCAAACUAUUGUUGCCAAAGAAAGCGGAGACAGAUGUGAAUGAUAACAUUUUGUUAAAAAUGAGAAAUGAUGAAGUAAAGUCUGUAAUUCUGAAAGAUACUACACUACUUAACUUUGCAUGUAGGAUGUAUGAACAAAAUGGACAUCUGCAACACCGUCACCAGUAUUUAGCACAGAGGCUAAGAGAGUUAGGUAGGAUGUUAUUGGCUAUACAAGAGAAAAGUCCAUCUGUUGACACUAUUGAGAAGUGUUUGGAUCCUUCAAACUGGGAGGAAGUUAUUGUUGCUGUAAGAUCUGUAGCUGGCUUUAACUCCAAAACAAACCAAUACACAAUACCUACCCUUCCAUUACGAGUGGGACAGAGUCUGGUAAAAUGUGCAAAACUCUUGAAAACCAAAAGCAUUGUGAUCAGCAAUGAAGAAUUGCGCAAGAAAAUGGAAGGGUUUGUCGAACUGUACGAAAGUGAAUGGGGAGUGAGAAUUGCAGCAAAAUGCCACAACACCCUGCAUGUGGCAAAGUUUAACAAACCACAGCUUCUUCCUGUUACCAAGGAUGUGCAGAAACUACACAACUACUUAAAGCAGGAAUCUGAGAAGCUUCGCAAGGAUUGUCAGAUGGAUGAUUACAGGAGAUUUGCAGAGAUCUGUUUAGCCCAAAUCAUCUUAUUCAACAGAAAAAGAAGUGGGGAAGCAGAAAGAAUCCAUAUCAAGGAUUUCCAAGGUUUACUAAUUGACACCCAAGUAGAUGAAGAUAUUUACAGCUCUUUGACACAACUGGAAAAGGAAAUAAUCAAGUCACACAAGAGGAUAGAAAUUGUCGGGAAGAGAGGAAGUAAGGUUCCUGUGAUUCUGACUGAUGACAUGAUACAGAACCUGAACUGUCUUCUUAAGAUAAGAGAAGGAAUGAGUAUUUCUUCAGACUUCCUGUUUGGGAAAUGCAAUUCACAGUUCCCCAUUAGAGGGUCGGAUGCAUUAAGAAACCUUGCAGUCGAAAGUGGAGCAUCAAAUCCAUCAUUACUCACUUCCACCAAACUAAGGAAACAACUGGCAACAGUUUCGCAACUGUUGGGGUUAAAUGAGCAUGGACAGGAUGCCCUCGCAAAGUUCAUGGGUCAUGACAUUAGGGUUCAUAGAAGUUACUAUGAACUUCCAGAGAACACUAUGCAGUUGGCAAGGAUGUCCCGAGUCCUGCAUGCUGUCAAUGAAGGAAAAGCAAAAAAAGUUCAAAAUCUGGAUAACAUCAUUGUUACUGAAGAAGAUGUCAUGAUGGAUGAGGACGAUUCCGACUCGGAUGAAGAUCCGGAUCAAUUUGUCAAGGAUGACGACAAACAAGGUAAAGUUCUAUUUAAAAUUUGUCACAAGUGGGAAAAAUGGAACCAGAAACAAAAAAGAAACAAAACAAUGUUUUCCAUGAUUGAUAUUACAACUUCAAUAAUUAUCAUGUUGUGUUAUUUACACGAAAUUACUCUAGAUGUACUGUAUCAGUAUUUGUUUUUUAGCCUACUAUCUUAGGGCUAUUCAGUUUGCCUCGAGUCUAUGAUCCGUCCGCCUGUUAACAAUUAUUUUAUCAUUAUUUCUCCAGAAGCACCUGCAUUAAUAGAUCUUUCUCAAAUUCCAUAGGUUGGUUACCCCAUGUACUUAAGUAAUUGUGCAUAUUCAAUUUUGAGAAUGAUCAUCAGAACAAGAUGGGUCGCUAAGUAAUCAUCUUGAAUUUUGACAUUUAAAGUUAAUGUUAUUAGACAUUAUAAAAGGGAUAUGUCUGAGGUUGCAUAAGUUAGGGAUUCCUUUGUCUUUAACCGUAGUUGUGGAAAUUCAAUUUUGAGACAUACUGUAAAAGUGGAUUUUUUCGCGGUUUUGAAAUUUUCGCUUAUUUCCCUGUUAUUAAAUCUCCACGAAGAUAUCCACACGCAAAAAUAUUUCACACAACUCGCACUCUCCAUUGUAUUAUAGUAUAAUAGGUACAUGAUGUAAAACUGCAUGACUGCAGCAUGAAAAUUCCCCCCCAUCGCGAACUGUUUGGAGGCUGACUAAGCAAAAAAUUCCAUGCGCGAAAAUAUUGGCUUUUACAGUAUAUAUAUAUAUACAAACAAGAUGGCCGCCAGGUAGAAAUUGAAGUUUGUUAUCAUUAUCUCUCAGAAAGUAUAAAAGGACUGUUCUAUCUCAAAUUGUAUAUGUAGCCGAAGGAUUUCCCUUUGUUCUUAAUUGUACAUAUGGGAUUAAUUAUGAGACUGAUCAGAUGAAAAAAGAUUGACACACAGUGACACUCACCUCGCAUACACACAUCGACACAAAGCACACCAGCACAAAGCA